Molecule: messenger RNA, 2004 nt
Organism: Candidula unifasciata
Lineage: Eukaryota; Metazoa; Mollusca; Gastropoda; Stylommatophora; Geomitridae
Source: the annotation of a GenBank genome assembly
AUGGCAACUGUGAACUCUGAUCUCGCUCGCGUUAGAGCACAGGCAACUUUUGAUCCAUUGCUGCUCACUCAUUUUAUUUAUGAUGGGCCUGAAAAGACUAAACGCAAGCGUUUCUUACAAAAUUUGGCACUUAAAGACUUCAAAGAACAGAAGUUUCGUCGCUCUGCUGAACUCAGCAGAGAAGAGCAGUAUGAAGAAGCUUUGCGGAAGUGUACUUUUACCGUUCGUAGAAUUAAUGAACUGGGGCUUAAAGAUCCAACUGAAUUAUAUUUGUUUCGAGAGGUUCUGUUUCCCAGCGAGCCAUCCCCAUUUGGUCUCCACGAAAGCAUGUUUAUUCCAACAAUAGACAAACAAGGCACCGAUGAGCAGAGAGCAAAAUGGCUACCAGUUGCUAAAAGAUUUGGUAUCAUUGGAACAUACGCUCAGACUGAGUUGGGUCAUGGUACUUUCCUGCGAGGCUUGGAAACAACCGCCACCUAUGAUCCAAGAGCUAAAGAGUUCAUCAUCAACUCUCCCACUGUUACAUCAGCUAAAUUCUGGCCUGGGGGGUUGGGCAAGACCUCUAACUUUGUUGUUCUGAUGGCCAAGCUGACCUCUAAUGGUCGAGACUGUGGGAUGCAACCAUUCCUGGUACAAAUACGAGAUCUGGAAACACAUCAGCCUCUUCCAGGAGUGAGUGUUGGAGACAUUGGCCAGAAGUUUGGGUAUGGGGCUAUGGAUAAUGGGUUUCUAAAGUUCAAUAACAUCAGGAUUCCAAGGGAGAACAUGCUGAUGAGAUAUUCUCAGGUACUGGAGGACGGCACAUUUGUCUCUCCAAAGAAUGAUCGCCUUCUGUACGGUUCAAUGACUCUGAUACGAUCUCAGAUUGUGGGUGGUUGUGGACGUUCCUUGGCCAAGGCUGUUACUAUAGCAGUUAGAUACAGCGCUGUUCGCAGGCAGUCUGAGAUUAGCGCAGGGGCAGGGGAGGUCCAGGUGAUUGACUUCCAGACCCAGCAACACAGACUGUUUACCUUGGUAGCUUCAGCUUAUGCCUUAAUUGUGGCCGGACAAGUAUCUACACAAGCUUACCUCAGUGUUACCAAGCAGAUUGAAUCUGGGGAUUUCGAUAACUUGCCAGUUCUUCAUGCACUAUCAUCUGCCAUAAAAGCUUUCAGCUCUUGGGAAAUGAUGUAUGGCAUUGAGCAGUGCCGCCUUGCAUGUGGUGGUCAUGGUUACAUAUUAGCCAGUGGCUUGCCAAAGAUCUACACCAAUGAGGUUCCCGCCUGCACAUACGAAGGGGAAAAUGUGGUUCUUUGCCUCCAAACUGCAAGGUUUCUCAUCAAGAGUUACAAUGCAGCAGAGAAGGGAGAGCAACUGCCCAGUUUAGCCCGCUUCCUGCAAGCACCCAAGGGAGAGAAGAGUAGGUUGACAGAGAACCUGGAGUUGGACCAACUUAUUGCUGCUUACGAACACAGAGCAGCCAGACAAGUUCAGGAAGCCAACGCCAGACUUCAGAGCCAUCUGAGCAGAGGAGUCGGUGCAGCUGAAGCCUGGAACAGAUCCUCCCAGUCACUGGUGGAGGCAGUUGUGGCUUUCUCUCAUGCAUUUAUAGUACGGGCCUUCAUAGAAAAGGUCACCUCAGCAAGAUUGGAUCCCUCCCUUUCUGCAGUCCUUGUUCAGCUGUGUCAACUGUACGCGUUACAAGGCAUUGCCAGCAAUUCUGGGCAGUUCCUGAAGGGAGGCUACCUGAGUGACCAACAGCUGCUGGUUGUGGAGAACAAGUUGUAUGAGUUGCUGGCAGCUCUGAGACCAAAUGCUGUGGCUUUAGUGGAUGCCUUUGACUUCCCCGAUCAAGUUCUGGACAGUGAUCUGGGGCGUUAUGAUGGAAAUGUGUAUGAGGCACUUAUGGAGUAUGCCACACGUUCCAAGCUGAACAAAACUCAGGUGCAUGAAGGUUUUCAAAAGUACCAAAAACCUUUUGUAGAUUUCCUGAAGUCUCAAGCAGCAACACAGUCUAAGCUGUGA